CACUUUUACAAAAAUGUGUUUUUACACAUUUGUUAAAACUGUCACUAUGUCCUGACAGUAUAAUAUGAAACAAACAAAAAACAACAAGCUCCUCCUCUCUUGUAGCAACACAUCAGCUUCCUUCCCUUAUUUUAACAUGUCAACCAUUGCUACACUAACUUUGUGUUGAAGGUUGGUUUCUCCCUCAUACUCAGUGACUGAUUAGAUUCACAGUUUAAAUAUUGAUUUUUCAUGUUUGCCUCGAUAAAGACGGCCUUAGCGGCUUCUUCGUCUGUGCAAAGAUGGUGGACUUUGGGGAAAUUCUGGAGACCGUCGGAGACUUUGGCUUCUUCCAAAGGCUUCUUCUCCUCGCGUUGGCCUCUCCACAUUUUUUGCUCCCACUUUUCUUCUGCAGCUUCCUUUUCACCCAGUCCGACCCGGAGCGCCACUGCAACACGGACUGGAUCCUCAGGGCUGCUAACCUGACCGCAGGGGAGCAGCUGAACCUCACCGUGCCCAGGGAGGAGGAUGGGAGCUUCAGCCGCUGUCGGAUGUUCGUCCCUGUGGACUGGGACAUCCAGGAUAUCAGGGAGUACGGCCUCAAUGAGACAACAGGCUGCAGGGAUGGAUGGGUUUAUGGCAGCAUGCUGUAUGAAUCCACCAUAGUUACUGAUUUUGAUCUUGUCUGUGAGAAGUCUAACAUGGCGGCAGUCACUCAGACCAUCUUCAUGACGGGUAUGCUCGCAGGCUCGUUCAUCUUCGGACCAGUUGCCGACUCGUAUGGCCGCAAGAGAACCAUUCAGCUCCCAGUCGUCUUCCUCUUGAUAUUUCUCGUAGUUGCCGGAGUGUCUCCAAAUGUUCACGUUUACAAUGUGUCCCAGUUUAUUGUUGGAGCGGCGCUGGGAGGAUACAGGAUGAACUCUAUAGUGUUGGCUACAGAAUGGAUUGGGAUCACUAAAAGGUCCCUUGCCUCCUGUGUGAGCCAGGUGUUUGGAAGUUUCGGACAGUGUGCGUUGGCCGGGCUGGUCUACUUCGUCCGUGACUGGAGGAAAGCGCAGUACGUGGUGGCAGGGGCAGAGGCCGUGGUGUUCCUCUACAUCUGGUGGAUUCCCGAAUCGGCCCGGUGGCUCCUGGGGCGGGGAAGACCAGAGGAAGCCAAGGAACUGAUCCGAAAAGCUGCAGCGAUCAAUAAAAAGGAAAUCCCAGAGAACCUGUUUGACAAGGUAAGCGAGGAGAAAAAAGUGGAAAGUGGAGGAAUCAAAACGAUUUUUACCUCAGCAGUGCUGAUAAAACAUUUCUUCAUCAUAUCCUUUGCCUGGUUUUCGUUGAACCUGGGCUACUUCUGCCUCGUUCUCAACGUGGGCAAGUUUGGUCUGGACAUCUUCCUGGUCCAGUUUCUGUUCGGGAUUUCCGAGGUGCCGGCACAUCUCCUCUGCAUCUGGUUCUUAGAGUUUUUGGGACGGAAAAAAUCGCUUUUAUCAACUCUCCUCAUAGCAGGGGUUGUUUGCCUUUUAACCCUGGCUUUUCCUCAAGACAGCGCUGUAGCCGUGACAACCCUGGUUACCAUAGGGAAGUUCUUCUUGAACUGGGCCGGCUCGGUGUGUCUGGUUUACAUUCAAGAACUGUUUCCUACUUCUAUCAGGCAAACUGCAGUGUCUUUGGGCUCCAUUGCCUUUAGAAUUGCAGGGUUGCUGUCGCCGUUGCUCAACAUGCUGGCUGUGUACCACCACUCCAUUCCCAUCAUAGUCUUUAGCAGCCUGGCUGUGCUAAGCGGAGCGCUGGUCUUCCUGCUUCCUGAGACCAGCAGAAAAGAUCUUCCUGAUUCAACCACUGAUGGCAAGAGCAAUGGGGAUUUGGCCAACGAGAAGACUGGAAGUGAGAUCUUCGUGGCUGAAAUCCACACCAGAAAAUCAACCAAACUCUAAAGGACACAGAAAACCUUUUUGUUGUUUUUUGUUGUUUUUGUUGUUGUUGCUUCUUUUGGAUCCUAAGUUUAAAUCCACCAACUGGGAGAGGACGUCGGAAAAGUCGUUUGUUCUGCAGCCUGCUGAACGGACAGGUUUUGUGUAACGGGCGAGCGAUCAGUUCUCCGUGCAGAAUAAGUUGGAAGCAUCAAGUUCAAUAAAUCAAGAAGAUACAAAUUAACAUUUUUAAAAUGUAAAAUAAAUUGUGUUCUCUGUUAGGAUUUUGGGGUCAGGGGCAAAAUAUAUUCUACCCAUAGGGUAAUGUUAAGAGUUGAUCUAUGUUUCCCAGUACACAGGGAGGAUGACUUUGUGAGUUUUAAUUAGAUUAAAACAUAAAUCUAUCCUUCCUGGUAACCCUGAAAUGCUUCUCACAGACUGUGUAUAGCCUGAUCUUGAAAUGUUUAUGCACAUGUACAUUUUCUACCAUUUUUAAUCUCAAACUGACUUCAUAGUAACUUAUUGACUGGUUACGUAACGACCCGGAUGGAUGACAUGUGUCUGGCAAUAAAACAGUCGACGUUA
Messenger RNA from Xiphophorus hellerii (green swordtail), 2465 nucleotides. Its product is annotated as solute carrier family 22 member 13-like. Gene Ontology annotation, molecular function: transmembrane transporter activity. Lineage: Eukaryota; Metazoa; Chordata; Actinopteri; Cyprinodontiformes; Poeciliidae. Gene Ontology annotation, biological process: transmembrane transport. The record is from RefSeq and is a predicted model, not a curated record. The transcript is spliced from 10 exons. Bases 282 to 1904 code for a protein of 540 amino acids. Gene Ontology annotation, cellular component: membrane.